Mytilinidion resinicola is the source of this 2285-nucleotide messenger RNA. RefSeq lists its product as uncharacterized. Gene Ontology annotation, cellular component: exocyst; cytoplasm. The annotation marks the transcript as partial. The transcript is spliced from 2 exons. Gene Ontology annotation, biological process: Golgi to plasma membrane transport; exocytosis. The record is from RefSeq and is a predicted model, not a curated record. Lineage: Eukaryota; Fungi; Ascomycota; Dothideomycetes; Mytilinidiales; Mytilinidiaceae.
UUUCGAACUUAUCGGGACCCGGAGCAUCAAGCGCAAAUGCUAUCUCAGCUCAAAAUAUUUGCGAAGAGCGACUUCUCGCAAGGAUGGUCUCGUCGAGAAGAGAAGCUAGAGUCGAUGAUAGGCAUUUUUGAGAAUGCCGUACUCCGGGAAUUCGAACAAGGGUAUGAAUCCAACGACGUCGAUGGGCGUAUGAAGCGAUAUGCCCACGUUCUUGUCACGCUGAAUGGCGGCACAGCUGGAAUUGAUAGCUUUAUCCACAAUCAUCCUCUAAUGAUUGACAAGGAGAAACUAGGGAACCCGACCGACGGCUUGAAGGACACAGCACCCGGCCAUAUAUCUCUGCAGCCCUCACAUGACUUUUUCAAAGAACUCGCAACGUCUCUGAACGAGCAGGCCGAGAUCAUUGAUCGCGUGUUUCCGCCCACUGUAGACGUUCUACUUCCUUUUCUGGACCGCGUUGGUGAGGACAUCAUUUCCGAAUACGUCACGACGCUAUUUGAUGAGGCCCACGACACAUCAAUCGAGGUAUAUCUGAAGGCUGUCGCCGGGGUCUUCGGCCAAGGACUACAAUUUGCGCACACGCUGAAGGGCACCAAAGGAUCAAAAGCGAACUUCCAGGAAGAGGUCCUGCGGAUUGUUUCUCGCAGUUUUGAGCCCCACGUUGAUCUCUAUCUAUCGGAAGAGCUAGACUUCUUCAAACGUAAAUCGGAAUCGGAAGUCGAAGUAUGGGAAAAGAGGCUCUCCGAUGAGGAGCAGUCGACUGAAUCCGCCUUCAUGGCGAAUGUCAAUCGACAAGCCGUGAAACGAGAUUUCCUUAGCUCAUUCAGAAAGGUGGUCAUGAUGCCGGUGAACGUCGUCUCCACCAUUCCGACUCCAUUCGGAGCUAGCAAACCUGCAACAGCCCCCGCAAUACCCAACGGCGAUAGCCUGGAACCUCCCGCCUCGAGGUCAGGGACACCAGUUCCCGGGGAACGAUCCGCGUCGCCAAGAAUAGAGGCUCCAAGUACGGAGUUGGCGGCGAAGGCUGCCAUCAUGAACUCACGCCUUGAAGGCAUCCGCUCACUUUUCAGCAUUGAGGUAGCGCUCAAUCUCAUCCACAUGGCCAAGUCAAGUCUGGAACGAGCAGCUAUAUUUGUCAAACUGGGCGGCCAGUCCGGAGAAGAGUCCCGAGAGCAAUGUGAGAAUAUAUUUAUUAGCCUCUUGCAGAUUCUAGGGCAGCGUCACAUUAAAACAGGCUUCGACAAGGCUGUCAAUCAUCUGUCAGCAUACAACCCACGUGAAGUUGCGGACCAUGCUCAGCAAGGAGUCGAGCCAUUGGUCACGUUUCUUGAAUUGGUGAACGUGGGCGAUCUGAUCCAGCAGAUGGUCGACGUAUUCUACCUCCAGGAAUUGGUGGCACCAAGGCUGACCGAUCGAGACGACUUUCUCAGUGUGGCUGUCAAGGAAAAGAAGCGGUUCGAGCAGAUGCUAGACGAGCGGGUCGCAGCAGGCCUUAACAAGGGUAUCGAUGUGCUUAUGGACGAGGUGGAGUACAUCUGCGCAACCACGCAACUACCCACCGAUUUCAACCCCAGCCCAGGGACCGAUGGGGUGGUGCACAUGCAAGACAUUGGACCCAGUCACACGGCAACCAAGAUUGUGGACCUGGUCUCCUCGCACACGAGCAUGCUAGUGGGUAGCACGGACAAAAACAUGCUGGACGUCUUCAAUCAGGAAGUCGGCCUACGUCUCUUCGCGGCGCUGUGCAAGCACCUGAAACGCCAGCGUAUCAGCGUCGACGGUGCAAUCAAGCUGAUCAGCGACAUGAAUGCCUACCACACAUAUAUCGCGACCCUGCGGAACAAGUCGCUUACGCAGUACUUCAGCGCGCUGCGGGAGCUCUCGCAGAUCUAUUUGAUUUCACCCGAGCAUGCGAAGGAGAUUGCCACCAUCAUCGCCGACUCGGAUCGCUACUAUGGUAUUUUUAGAGCUGAGGAAGUCUAUGAAUUUGCCGAGCGCCGGGCGGAUUGGUUUGCGGUGAAGCGUGCAGUUGAGAGGGCCAUGUACGGCUUUGGGUGCGCUGUAAUGUGAGCCAUGAGAUUUUGGUGAAGAGACAGGUGAACAGAUCAUUUCUGCCUAUGAGCACAGCUCAGCUGUUCUGCUAUAUACGUGGCGGAAAUCGUGCAGGGUGUUCCAUAGUGAAGUACCAUCGCGGGCAAGGCGGGCCACCCCGCAUAGCUCUCGUGUUAUAUAGCCAAUCACAUAGACAUAGCAUACAAAUGCAAGAGGACGACAUCAAAGCAUAU